AUGGUAUCGCAAAUUUCUUGCUGGCAAGUUCCUUCUCCAACCUGGGGCAAAGGUUCUUUUGAUAAGCUCAGAGAUUUUGAUCAACCUUCACCACCUGGAGUUGAUUUUGCUUACCAAAAAUGCAAUGUAUCAACAAGAUUGUCACCUUAUAAUAAUUUUGAAUCUUUUAUACAUACUUCUCAGCUACCAAAUGAAACAUCCUCUACUCAUACUACCCAUGCAAAGACUUUGUAUACAGAUCAUUCGAUAAUUCCACGGAGUGAAAUAUCUCUCGAUUCGGAUUUGUCAAAUUCAUAUACACCUUUUCAGUCAAACUUCCCUACUUCAUCACUAGAGCCUUUUUAUGAAUCUAAAGGAAAUAAUCCGAAGAAAAACAAAGGAAAAAAGAAAAAUGUAAUUGCCAGUAUUGAUUGUCAUCCUCCCACACAAAAGGAUCAAAAAUCAAAAAAUACCUGCUUUAAUAAAAAGAAAAAAUUAAAGAAAAGAAAUAGUGUUCAUAAUUGUGAAGAUCAGAAAUUUUACCAUGAAACAUUAAGGGCCGAGCCAAGUUCCAAGGAACAAAGGCAAGUUGAGAUUACCAAACAAGAUCGAUUCGAACUCAAGAUUAGACCGAACUAUUCUUCAAUUAACAAGCUGCCUCUAAAGAAUGACGAGUCUAAUUGUAUUGCCAUGAAACUUCCACCGGAGAUUCUUUUAAUGAUAGCAGAAAAUUCAACCGCAGAAACUACGUUAGCCUUAACAUUGACAUGUCAAAAGUGGUAUAACUGGCUUACUGAUAUGGACAGUACUUACAUUGGCCGGGUUUGGCGUAGAUCUAGAAAUAAUUCUCAUCCAGAUCAUAAAGAGCCCAAGACUGGGAAAUGUGAAAUGAUUUACACCAUUCAAAAGAUGAGACCAAAACCAUCAUGGCUUCACGAAUGUGACAUGUGCUAUAAAAAGUCUAGCAUUAUGACAUGGAACUUUAGAGGCAGGCCAAUCAAUACUUGUUACAGUUGCAAGAAGAUGUACGAAGUUAAAACAAAUGAUUACGAUAAGGAAAUAUAUUAA
Funneliformis mosseae is the source of this 1047-nucleotide messenger RNA. Lineage: Eukaryota; Fungi; Glomeromycota; Glomeromycetes; Glomerales; Glomeraceae. The record is from the annotation of a GenBank genome assembly.